Molecule: messenger RNA, 909 nt
Organism: Recurvomyces mirabilis
Lineage: Eukaryota; Fungi; Ascomycota; Dothideomycetes; Mycosphaerellales; Teratosphaeriaceae
Gene: SDH2
Product: succinate dehydrogenase complex, subunit B
Exons: 2
Coding region: 1-909 (302 amino acids)
Biological process (GO): aerobic respiration; tricarboxylic acid cycle; respiratory electron transport chain
Cellular component (GO): mitochondrial membrane
Molecular function (GO): electron transfer activity; 2 iron, 2 sulfur cluster binding
Source: RefSeq, a predicted model, not a curated record
AUGGCCCUCAGACUAGCAGCACGCCGUAUGGCGCUGGCGCCUGCGCCUUUCACGCGAACCUUCAACCGCGCCAUGGCAACCACGGUCGAGCACACCAAGGAACCAUUGUCUGCAAUUUCGGAGGCCACAUCAGCUUCACAACCACCAAUCCCACCGAGCAAGACCACAACUAUCCAGGAGCCCGAACAAGAGGCAAAUGCCAAGACGAAGACCUUCCACAUCUACCGAUGGAACCCAGAUCAGCCUAGCGACAAGCCGAAGAUGCAGAGCUACACUCUUGACUUGAACAAGACAGGCCCGAUGAUGCUGGACGCGCUUAUUAGGAUCAAGAACGAGGUGGAUCCGACUCUAACGUUCAGGAGGAGCUGCAGAGAGGGUAUCUGUGGCAGCUGUGCAAUGAACAUUGAUGGUGUUAAUACAUUGGCCUGCUUGUGCCGUAUUCCCACAGACACCGCCAAGGAGUCACGCAUCUACCCCCUACCGCAUACCUACGUCGUUAAGGACCUCGUACCCGACCUCACCCAGUUCUACAAGCAAUACAAGUCUAUCAAGCCCUACCUCCAGCGCGACACCCCACCACCAGAUGGGCGUGAAUACCGUCAAUCUCGCGACGACCGACGAAAGCUAGAUGGCUUGUACGAGUGCAUUUUGUGCGCAUGCUGCAGCACAUCAUGCCCAAGCUACUGGUGGAACGCAGAGGAGUAUCUUGGUCCAGCUGUACUUUUGCAGAGCUACAGAUGGAUUGCGGACAGCCGAGACGAGAAGACUGCGGAUCGAAAGGAGGCGCUGAACAACAGCAUGACGCUUUACAGAUGCCACACCAUCUUGAACUGCAGCAGGACGUGUCCGAAGGGCCUGAACCCGGCCUUGGCCAUUGCGGAGAUUAAGAAGAGCUUGGCUUUUGCUUAG